AUAUAAAACUAUAAAUAAGAACAAUGAGAAUGAUUCUCCACUGGUAAUACAGCAGUUAAACACAAGGUGGCGCCCUGGCUCCUCCUCCACACGCUGAGAUCUCGCGAGGAUCCACGGGACUCGAGUCUCAGCUGGUUCCCGGUGCGUCGCUCCUCGUCUCUGCCGGUUAACGGCUCCGAUCCCCGGCCUCACCGGCCCCCCGCCCCGCUGUGUGAGUCACGAUCCGUGUUACCGGCACAGUGUGCUACCGGAGCCCGGUUCGACCUCCACCGUGGGCAGGGAUCUUAACGGGAGGAUUCCUCGGUUCACCGGCGUCUCUCGUUCACCUCCCGCUGGUGACGCGGCUGUGUCACGUGGAUUCCUAACGGAGGGUUCCCGGUGUGAGGGGGUGAUUGGAUCCCGGUGAUCCGGUGAGAGGAGGCGGGAUCGUGAGGCAGUGAACCGGCGGCCGGUCCGAUGCAGGGACACGUGUCGUGCCCGGUGCUGUGACGGUGUGUCCGGUAUGUGACGGAGCCGGUGGCCGGUGAAGCGGCGGCUCAGGAUGCAGCAGCAGCCUCCUCUGCUCGGGGACGUGUUCUGUCAGUGCCGCUCCGCAGACCCAGAGGACUCCUCCUCGGGCCCCCCGCCUCCCGCCGGCCCGGGGCCGUCCUGUGAGCUCUGCGGGGGACCGGAGCAGGAGCACCGGCUGAAGGUUCUGUUCCAGAUCCUGGAUGUGAACCAGGACGGAGGAAUCUGCCUGAGCGACCUGACGAUCGGGCUGAAGAAGUUAGGAGUUCACCGAACUGAGCACGAGCUCCAGAAAAUAGUGAAAGCCGGAGACAAGGACCUGGACGGACAGUUGGACUUUGAGGAGUUUGUCCAUUACCUCAGAGACCACGAGAAGAAACUCCGGCUCGUCUUCAAGAGUCUGGACAAGAAGAACGAUGGUCACAUCGACUCACAGGAGAUAAUGCAGUCUCUGUGGGACCUGGGCGUGAAAAUCUCUGAGGAGCAGGCGGAGAAGAUUCUCAGGAGAAUAAGGAGGGGUCAUGUCUGGGCCCCUAUCUUGUAUAUGGAUAAGAAUGGAACGAUGACGAUCGACUGGAACGAGUGGAGAGACUAUCACCUCCUGCAUCCAGCAGGCAACAUCCCUGAGAUCAUCCUCUACUGGAAACACUCCACGAUCUUUGACGUAGGUGAGAGUUUAACGAUUCCCGAUGAAUUCACGGCAGAAGAGAAGAAAACGGGGAUGUGGUGGCGCCACCUAGUGGCUGGAGGAGGAGCUGGAGCGGUGUCUCGAACCUGCACCGCUCCACUGGACAGGCUGAAGGUUCUCAUGCAGGUUCACGGCUCCAAGAGCAACAGCAUGCACAUCUCUGGAGGCUUCACCCACAUGAUCCGUGAGGGCGGAGUCCGGUCGCUGUGGAGAGGCAACGGCAUCAAUGUCAUCAAAAUCGGUCCCGAGUCUGCGAUCAAGUUCAUGGCCUAUGAGCAGAUUAAAAGAUUAAUCGGGAGUGACCAGGAGACGCUGGGCAUCGGCGAGCGCCUGGUGGCGGGCUCUCUGGCCGGCGUGAUCGCUCAGAGCAGCAUCUACCCCAUGGAGGUCCUGAAGACCCGCCUGGCGCUGAGGAGGACGGGGCAGUUCUCGGGCAUCUUGGAUUGUGCCAAACACAUCCUCCACAAGGAGGGGGGGGCGGCUUUCUACAAGGGCUACGUCCCCAACAUGCUGGGCAUCAUCCCCUACGCUGGUAUCGACCUGGCAGUCUACGAGACUCUGAAGAACUGGUGGCUCCAGCGUUACGCCACGGACAGCGCUGACCCAGGCGUGUUCGUGCUGCUGGCCUGUGGCACCACCUCCAGCACGUGUGGUCAGCUGGCCAGUUACCCCCUCGCACUGGUCAGGACUCGCAUGCAGGCACAAGCUACUCUGGAAGGAGGCCCUCAGAUGAGCAUGACCGGCCUGUUCAGACACAUCGUGAGGACCGAGGGCGCCACGGGGCUCUACCGGGGUCUGGCGCCCAACUUCAUGAAGGUCAUUCCGUCUGUGAGCAUCAGCUACGUGGUGUACGAGCAUCUGAAGCUCACUCUGGGGGUCAAGUCCAGGUGAGGAAGAGGAGGAACCCAGACUCAAGAGGCUCCUGGAGUAAGACUACGUUUGGAUCUAAGAAGCAAGCGGCAGAGAUUCUACACAUCAAGUGAUGGACUUCCAGGGUUUGAAGGGCGAGCGUGAGGAGAUGGAAGCUGAGCAGAACUUUCUGGAAGAGGAGAGUUUGUCCUUUGCUGUUAUUUGAAACUUUCUUUGAGCGACUCUGAAGUGCUCCUGCUUUGUUUUAGCAAAACUACAGUUUACAUUGAAUUCAGUGACCUGCUGCUCUGUUAGAAGUCUUAACUCUUAAAGGUCUUUGUUAACGUUCAGUUUAUCAUCCCCCCCCCCCCCCCCGCGCGCUUCAGAUUCGAUCCAACACCAAACCUCACCAGAGCUUUUUCAUGUCUACGAACUGAACUGGGGACAAAAAACACUUCAUGACGUCACAUUUAUUCUUACUUCCACUGUCUCCAGCACUUAGAUGCAUUGAGCCUCUUAAUUAAGAAAGUUAGGAAAGUUCUAUAAGUUAAGAGAUUAAAGUAGUAAUGGUGGAGGUGAUUGGUCGCGGUGGACCGUGACAUCACAGAUGUUCGAUCCAGAUGGAGAGAAAGUUCCCUCGGUUAGAAAAAAUCUUUCUUUUAUUUAUUCCUGAAAUUUCUUUUUAGAAUUAAGGAAACAGUGCCAAACAUCCGAAUCACGUUUCCUCUCAUAUCGUUCAUAAUAGAUCAAUAAACGUUCAGGAUCAUUCACUCCAUGUGAACCUGCCUCUGCUCAGGAUCGAGAAUCAACCCGAUGUCUUUCCACUGUUGGUCCGGUUCUUUCAGGACUUGUUGUCGUGAGCGAGUGGAGACGUUCAGAACAGAGCAGUUUGAUUUCAGGCUGGUUGUGAACGGUUCAGACCUCGUGCACUUUGAGGAUCUGUGAGGUCAUGGGAGUGAAUCCCUCGGCUGUGGUUGAAUUUACAUAGAAAGAGGCGAUGACACUAAACAGGAAGUGGAAACUGCAGGAGAACGAUGAGCUCAUCGGGGGGGGGGGGGUACCUGAACAGUCCUGUUGACUUGUUGAUGCUGAUUUUACAGAGAAUUGAGGAUUAAACUUGAUUUUAUUUCUUUGUGUUGAAUAUUGAUCUGCAGAAGGAAAACAGAAAAACGAAUCUCAUCCCACAAACAGGACGUUUGGCCGUCAUCAGUUAGAAUAAAACAAAAACAUUAAGAAAACCUGAUUUAUGUUUUAAGUACCAGCAGAAUAAUAACGUAACACUAGGGAGAAGCGUUCUCCUCCGUUCCACCUCAACAUAGAUACCAAGUUCUCAACAUGUUCAUUUUGAAUUUGAGUUCUGAGGAAUAUCGUUGAUUUGGUCACAAGAGAAAUUUUAAUGUCACUAAUUUUUCUGAUGCUGUUGAAACUGGAUCCUUGAAUAUUUCAGCGUUUCAGUCACAUGAUGGGACGUCCAAUCAGAGGAAGGCGUGAGUGGACUGCUCAGUUUCCCAUGAUGCCUUGGGCCCAAAGGAGGUGUUCAGAGUCUGUUGGACAUGGAAUGCACUUUAAGGUUCUCUGCUUUAAUUCCUGUUAGUUUGUAUUUAUUACUGUAUUUAUUUAUUUAUUCUUUCACAAGGAUUAAUGACUGAGUUGUGAUCUAUUGGUUUUCCUGAAUAAUUUCCUUUUCUACGUAGAUUAUUUUAUUCAAUUGUCGCCUUUGGUCAAGUCAGAGUCUGGAACAUGGAGCCCAAUGGGUUUCAGGAUUCAAUUUAGAAAAGGGAACAGAAUUAAAAAAUAUAAUCCUAAAAAAAUACAUUAAUGAACCAAUAAUUUGUUAAUUAUUAUUAAAGAUUUACUUUUAUUAUUUGAUUAUAAAUGGUUUCAUUACAUUUUCCAAUCACGUUUGUAUUUAAGUACAGGUGGUACUUCUCGUGACACUGGUGUUUAUGGUUAAACUGUCAAAUAUAAAACAUCAACUACACUUAUUUGUCACAGGGGUCUGAAAACAUCAAAGGAAUCAUUGACACAUAUUUUUAAAUACACACACAUAGAUAUCAAAAUAUCAAAAUAUAUUUAUCUGCAGAUUUAUGGCUACCAGUACUUUGGAGGGACCCUAACCCAAAAGCUUUUGAAAUUCAAAGUGUUAUUCUGAAAAACAUCUGGAAUGAACAGAUUUAUGACGGAGAACAUUUUGAAAUUAUAUUUUGUAAUGUGAAAUCUAAUUGAUUGAUGAUUGAAUGUAAAUCCUUUCAUUUACCCUCGUGGUAUUUUAAAUGAUUUACUCAUUUGGUUGUUGUGGAACCCUCUGGGUCUCCAGACUCUGAUGUCACCCUGGUGACGAGGACACAGGAAGUUCUUCAAGUGAGGAUGAGGAACCACUUCCUGUUGGGGGUGAAAGAUGAAUGUGAACAGAACAUCUUUGUAGUGAAGUGUGUUUCUGUUGUGGAGAUGAAGUGAUGAUUGAAUGUCCUGCUUCCUGUGGAUCUGUCUCUGGUUCCUGCAGCAGAGCUCAGUGGACGGGUGUCUCCUCUGCUCCUCUCGCUUCCUGUCACUUCGCUCUGAUCUCCUAUUUAUUACAAAUUACCGAUCAGACUUCCUCCUGUGGCUGCGUGUGAAUGUUUGAUACUUUCUGCUCCUCAUGUCUUGAACGUGGCCUCGGUGUUUGUCGCAGUGACUCUUCCAGACACACCGACUGACCGCUGCUUUGUAUAUUAGUAAAUUGUGGCUUAUUCACAGAUGCAUUCAGCAUAUAUAUAUAUUUCUAGUUUAUUUUAAUAUGCUGGCUGUAAGUGACCGAGGUGUGAGAGUGAGAGUGACAGCAGCUGUAGAAUGUGGAAGACUAUUUAUGCUUGUAUGAGAUCAGCUGUUAAAUAAAGUAGUUCAGCAGGAAA
Messenger RNA from Platichthys flesus (European flounder), 4935 nucleotides. It is a transcript of the gene slc25a25b, whose product is annotated as solute carrier family 25 member 25b. Bases 542 to 2086 code for a protein of 514 amino acids. Gene Ontology annotation, cellular component: mitochondrial inner membrane. The record is from RefSeq and is a predicted model, not a curated record. Gene Ontology annotation, molecular function: ATP transmembrane transporter activity; calcium ion binding. Gene Ontology annotation, biological process: transmembrane transport. Lineage: Eukaryota; Metazoa; Chordata; Actinopteri; Pleuronectiformes; Pleuronectidae. The transcript has 10 exons.